Molecule: messenger RNA, 732 nt
Organism: Nymphaea colorata (pocket water lily)
Lineage: Eukaryota; Viridiplantae; Streptophyta; Magnoliopsida; Nymphaeales; Nymphaeaceae
Exons: 1
Coding region: 1-732 (243 amino acids)
Source: RefSeq, a predicted model, not a curated record
AUGUGUGGCGAUUUCUUUUGUCUCGGUCGUGGCCUCCGUCAAGGUUGUUCGUUAUUGCCUUUGCUUUUCAACUUAGUUGCCGAGUGCUUUUCUACUUUAUUUCAUUAUGCUGCGGUCGUUGGCUUCCUCACACCGCAUUCACUUCUCUACUUACAGGCCUUCUCCACCCUUCAGUAUGUUGACGACUUUCUCCUGUUUGGCACUGCUUCCCACCAACAAAUUGUGAGAACUUGGUUCAUCCUUCGGGUUUUUGAGCUCAUCUCGGGUCUUUUUAAUUAUUCCUCUAAAUGUCACCUUUCCCUCAUUCACGAGGAUCCUACCACGGUAUUUCUUACGGAAGCUUGCUUUGGGUGUAAGGCUGCUGGCCUACCUAUGGACUACUUGAGUCUUCAGAUUACGUUGUUGCCUCCUGCACCCUCCUUUUGGAAUGGAGUGGAGCAGAAGCUUGCUGAUCGCCUUCAGUAUUGGCAGGAAAAGCUGUUUUCUCUCCCAGGUCGUAUUACUCUUGCUAAGCACUGUCUUGCGUUUGUCCUCCUCCAUGCUCUGGUGAUCUUUCGACCUCCUGAGGCUGUUCUGAAAAGGUUUGACAAGAUCAUUCGUAAAUUUACAUGGAAUGGUGUUCGGCUUUCGGAUCGCCUUGCGCGUUGGGAUAUGAUUGCCCUUCUGCAUCUUCUUGGGGGUGCUGAGGUUACCAACCUUAGUCGGGUUUUUGAAUCUUCUCUGUGUUUUUGA